CGUCGUCCGACGCCGCAUGGGCAGCCCGUCUUCAUCGACGGCGACUACGGAAGUACCACCCCACGCUGCCCGCCUCGCACGCGUGCGCAUCUCAAUUCUGCGCGGUGCACAACAUUUGACAAAGCAUGUCGAGCUUUAAGGACUUUGUGCGGCAGCGGCGCCAACUCGCAGCGGUCACGGAGACGGCCACGAAUCCGCCACCAAGGAUCCUGCUCGUCACGACCGCCAAUCUGUUUACUUACGAUGGCAGCGGUAGAACCGUGGACAUGACCAAGCGCCCGACCGGCGGAUUAACAUUAACACAUGCGCUCACGCGCCACGUCCACGGCUUGGGCGGCAGCAUCGUCGCCGUGGACUUUGUGCACGACGACUACGGCGACGUCGCCGAGAGGCGCUGGGAGGGUAUCCCGAUCAAGUGCGUCCGGCGCGGCGCUGCCAUGCGUCUGAGCGCAGACGUCGUCGUGACGACCUCGCUGGCAUUGGACGUCGUGAACUGGGCGGCGGCGCACUGUUCCGGGGCAUUUUGCGCGAUGUGUCACGACUACUCCGGCGCGCCCUGGGGUCCCUUCGGCCACGUCGACGCGAAGCAGCAGGCGCCGCUCCGCGACGCCCUCGCGGGGUGGAAUCUGUUGUGUGAUUCGAAGCACGUCACGGCGUACCACGAACGCUUCGGGCCCGCGGAUGUCAAGCCGCAACUCUGCUACGGCGCGUGCUACGGCUACUUCCGCGCGCCGCCGCUCUACCGGAACGCCGUCGCCGCGGAGUACGUCACCUUGAUCUCGCCCUGCGCGCCGAAAGGCCUGAGCAUCCUGGCGGCGAUCGCGCCGAGGAUGCCUCACGUCAAGUUUCUGUGCGUUGCCACAGCUUGGACGAACGCGGUGGUCCAGCACAUCCUGAAGCGGUUCCCGAAUGUUAUGGUUGAGGCGGGGGCGCCCGACGUCGACGUGUUCUAUCGAAGAACUCGUGUGUUGCUCGUGCCGUCGAUCUGGCCCGAGGCGUUUGGAUUGGUGGCCACAGAGGCCGCCGCCCGAGGCAUCCCCGUGCUCUCGACGGACUUUGGCGGCCUCGCGGAGGCGAACCCUGUGGAACGACUGCGACUUCCCACGCGCUGGUUCUAUGACCAUGCCGCAUUUAAGCUGCUGCGGUGCCACCUCGACGACGCGAUGGAGCGGCCCCAGGCCGACCCGCCGGCGGACGUCCUCGCGGCGGCGUCGGACGAACGGCGCGAGCGCGUCGCGAAGCACCUGUUCCAUUGUGUAUUGCACGUAGCUCCUUCCGACGUCGCGGAUGCGUUCGUCGAGACGCUCACACGGCUUCUCGCGGACGACGCGUUUUACGCCGAAGCCGCGCGCGACUCGCGCGAGGGCGCGAUGGCGUUCAUCGAGCGGUACGACGGGACGUUUGUGGAUGUUGUGAAGGGGGUUCUGUUGCGGCGGCCGCUCGCGUGUGAGUAG
Messenger RNA from Pelagomonas calceolata, 1454 nucleotides. The record is from the annotation of a GenBank genome assembly. NCBI's taxonomy places the organism in Eukaryota, Pelagophyceae, Pelagomonadales, Pelagomonadaceae.